AGAUUGGGCACCAAAGAAAAAAUCUAGUUUAGUACCAAAUGCAGAGUCAGAGAGUCCCUGUAAAAAGAACUCUCAGUGGAUAUUUGGUUUGAAAACCAUGGGGAUAUUAGAUGUUUUUCUCCAUUGCUUCAGUUACACAUUCUUGUUGGGGGCUUUCACAGUUUUCCUGUUCAUGUAUUUAUUCUCCCCUUCCAGUUUCAGUACCAAAAAACAUGGUAAGGAGCCUCCAGGACCCAGACCACUUCCGUUGCUUGGGAACCUACUUCAGCUUGACCUGAAAAAACCCUACAACACAUUACUGGAGUUAUCUAAGAAAUAUGGAUCAGUCUUUACUCUCUAUCUGGGACCCAAAAAAGUGGUGGUCCUGGCAGGAUACAAGACAGUGAAGGAGGCACUUGUAGACUAUGAUGACGUGUUUGGAGACAGAAAUCCACCGGAGAUCAUGCGUGAACUUAGUCAAGGACAUGGGGUUGCGUGGUCCAACGGCGAUUCAUGGAAAGAAAUGAGGCGCUUUGCACUGACUAACCUGAGAGACUUUGGGAUGGGCAAGAGAGCAUGUGAGGACAAAAUAAUUGAAGAAUGUCAAUACCUCAUCGAAGUUUUUAAGAAAUUUCAAGGAGAAGCUUUUGACACAACCCAACCAGUUAACUGUGCAGUCUCUAAUAUUAUCUGCUCCAUCAUCUAUGGCAGCAGAUUUGAAUAUAAUGAUCCAGAGUUUAUACUUCUGGUAAAGAGAACAUCCAGAAUUGUUAGACUUGGUGGAAGUCCCUCAAUACAGAUCUUCGACAUGUUUCCAUCGCUCUUCAAGUGGACUGCGGACAGAAAUGAAAUACACAAAAUAUUUUCUGCCAAUAAGAAACAAAACCAAACCAUCUUCAGUCGCUUAAAAGAGACUCUGAAUCCCCAGAUGUGCAGAGGCUUUGUAGACGCCUUUCUGGUUCACAAACAAAAUCUGGAGGAAUCUGGGAUUACCAACAGUCACUUCCAUAAUGAAAACCUUUUGAUGACAGUCAUGCAUCUGUUUGCUGCCGGCACUGAGACAACAUCAACUACACUGAGAUGGGGACUUCUGCUUAUGGCCAAAUAUCCAGAGAUACAGGAUGAGGUCCAGGAAGAACUGAGGAGGGUCAUAGGAGAUCGACAGGUGCUGGUUGCUGACAGGAAAAAUCUGCCCUUCACUGACGCCGUCAUCCAUGAGACACAGAGACUGAGCAGCAUCAACCCCACUGCACUUCCUCACAAAACCACCCGAGACAUCACUUUUCAGGGUCACUUUAUUGAGAAGGGAACCACAAUGUUUCCUUUCUUGACAUCUGUCCUGCAUGAUCCCAACGAGUGGGAGAGACCACAUAGCUUUUAUCCUGCUCACUUCCUGGACAAAGAGAAAAAGUUUGUCAAAAGAGAUGCUUUCAUUCCAUUUUCUGCAGGUCGCAGGAUUUGCCUUGCAGAGAGUCUGGCCAGGAUGGAGCUCUUCCUCUUCUUCACCACCCUCCUUCAACAUUUUCGUUUCACUCCUGCACCUGGAGUUUCAGAAGAAGAGUUAGAUCUGACUGCAGUUGUGGGCAUUACUCUCAGCCCUUCACCUCACAAAUUAUGUGCUGUUCCCUGUAUGUAAGAAGGAGGCAGUCUAAACAAAGUUGUCCUAUCUUCUCAAUCCUUUUAUAAAAAUGAGUUCUUUUGGGUAGUUUCUUGUUUGGUUGGGGUUUUUUUUAUCAGCCCUUUAUUUCAUUUCUACAACAUUUCAAUCCUCCGAUUUUUAUGAAAAUAUGAGCAUAUGGUUCUGUUUUUAGUUAUCAUAGUUAUCAUAGGCAUAUGGAUCGGCCUUUACAAACUAAUGAAGCCCAAAUCAUUGUAACCAUUUGGGCUUCAUUGAUACGUGUAUGCUUUUGCAUGAGCUGGAGAUGGGCACCCUUCUUUGCCAAGGUUGUUAAUCUUGUCAAACUGCAUGACACACUGACAGACAGAGAAGACUGAAAAUGACCAUUCUGCAGAUCCAACAUCUAGAACAUGGAGAGUGGAAUAUGAAAACAAAUCUAACCAGUUAACCGGCAUUUUACGUCCCAGGGCCUAGCUAAUAAGAAACAAUGUAAAUAGGCUGAACAUUCACGUUUUCGCACAGGCUUGGAUUUUUUUUCCCCUUAAUAAUAAAACACAGAAACUUUAGAAAAUGCACUUUGUAUUUACUUGUGUAAACAGCACUGCCGUUUCACUCCUGCACCUAGCAUUUCAAAGGAUGAACUCCAACUAGUACCCUCAUUCCUUCACCUCACAAACUUGAUGCUAUUUCCUGCGUGUGAUGAAGUUGCAUUUUUUUCCAAAGUUGUCCUACCCUGACGCCUGUCAAGGAAUUCAGCCUUUAGUGCUUUCUGUUUUUUUCUAUUCUUUGUUAUUUCAGAGAAGCUCACAUGAAGUGCGAAAUGAAAUAAACUGAUUUUGAAGAACAA
Molecule: messenger RNA, 2444 nt
Organism: Maylandia zebra (zebra mbuna)
Lineage: Eukaryota; Metazoa; Chordata; Actinopteri; Cichliformes; Cichlidae
Product: cytochrome P450 2K1
Biological process (GO): xenobiotic metabolic process
Cellular component (GO): cytoplasm; intracellular membrane-bounded organelle
Molecular function (GO): heme binding; oxidoreductase activity, acting on paired donors, with incorporation or reduction of molecular oxygen, reduced flavin or flavoprotein as one donor, and incorporation of one atom of oxygen; iron ion binding
Source: RefSeq, a predicted model, not a curated record